Molecule: messenger RNA, 3148 nt
Organism: Camelina sativa (false flax)
Lineage: Eukaryota; Viridiplantae; Streptophyta; Magnoliopsida; Brassicales; Brassicaceae
Source: RefSeq, a predicted model, not a curated record
CUUUCUCUUUAUUAGUACUAUUAUUCAUCCUGUAUAGCUUAAACAAUUCAAAUUUAAUGGCAAUUUCCACCGGCGCCGUCGAGUUUCUCCGGAGACGGCUCCUCCCAACGACGCUUAUCCACGUCACGGCUCUAGACGGGAUCGUUAACGUUAAUUCCCUCUUCUCGCUUGCUCUUUUCCUCGGCCUCACCACAAGUGGAAACAUCACUUUCCCGGUUUCAUCCUCAUCCGCGGCCGAGAGCCAACAUCUCCGCAGGUGUAUCGCCGCAAAAGGUAAUGCAUUAGCGGAGAGGUUAGUCUCAAGCCAUGUUUACUCCUUCAGCUUCUUCCUCUUUUCCAGCCUCAUCGCUAUGUCUCUCAAGCAAGCAAUCAGGACAACAACAACAACAACAAGGAACGGGAAUGUUGUGGUGGAGGAGGAGGAGGCGCGUGUGCUAAAAGCAGGAGAAGGGCGUGUGAACUUGGCAGCUUUGAGGGUUGGGAUCGUUUCUUCGUGCGUUGCGUCGGUUUUGGGAUGUGGUUUCUUGACAAUGGGGUUAGUGGAUCUUGUUCAGCUCAAACUUGGACCUUUGGAGUGUAAGAGAAGCUUUCAUGCACUUGCGGCUAUUGUUGUCCUUGUUAGGGAUGUCAACUGGGCUCUAAAACCAUGGGCUGUCCAGUCCAAAUUAAUUUGGACUGGUUUUAGUUAUUACCAAAUUUAAAACAGUCAAAUGGGCCUAAAACUAAUUUAGUCCAUUGAUAUACGGUCCAAACUAGUUUGGACGUGGGCCGUCCAAUAACCCUAAAAAAAAUUAGGGUUUUUACAAUUUGGGGGAAACUUUUUUUUUUCAUUUCGCCUCUUUCUCUCUUUCUCCUCUUUCUCUCUCAGCCUCUCAGGCGAUAAAAAUUAGGGUUUUUACUUCAAAUCAUCUCGAUCUAUUUCAAAUCAUCUUGAUCUACUUCAAAUCAUUUCGAUUUCUCCUCUGCGGCUCUUCUUCUCGUGAUCUCGUCAUCUCGAUUUGUAUAAGAUGGACAAAACACUGAGCUUGUGUGAUGAUAACUACAUCGUGAGUGAUACUGAAUGGGAUCGACAUAUGAUGGAAGAAGAAAACAAUCUGAUGGACGAUGAAAACAAUCCGGUGGAUGAUGAAAACAAUCCGGUGGACGAUGAAUCUCUCAUGGGUGAAUCAUCUCAUGCUCAAGGGAAAAGAGGUAAACGUAGACAUUCAAGGUGUUGGAAAAAUUUCACUAUUAUUGGAGAGAAAGAUAAAGAUGGUAAAUAUCAUAUUAUAUGCAACCACUGCAAGCAUAAUUAUCACUUGAAUCUUGAUAGGAAUGGAACAACUACUUUGCUUAGGCAUAUGAAAACUUGUUCCAAAACUCCUGGUAGUACUCCUAGUGCUCAUAGUCGAAAGAUUGAUAUGAUGGUGUUCCGUGAGUUGAUUGCUGUUGCGAUUAUUGAGCAUGAUCUUCCUUACACAUUUGUUGAAUAUAGAAGGAUUAGGGAAGCUUUUGCAUAUGUCAAUCCGAGUAUUGAGUUUUGGAGUAGGAAUACUGCAGUUGCUGAUGUUCUGAAAAUUUCUGAGAAGGAGAAAAACAAACUGAAGCAGAUUUUGAGUGAAAUUCCGGGUAGAGUUUGUUUUACCACUGAUUUGUGGAGAGCUAUAACCGUGGAAGGGUAUAUGUGUUUAACUGCGCAUUACAUUGAUGCAAAUUGGAACUUGCAAGCCAAAAUAAUAUCUUUUUGUGCUUUUCCUCCACCACAUUCUGGGGUUGCAUUGGGUAUGAAGUUGAUUGAGUUGUUGAAAGCUUGGGGGGUUAGAUAAGAAGGUAUUUUCUAUUACUGUAGACAAUGCUUCAUCGAAUGAUAAUAUGCAAGGAGUUGUGAAAAGGCAACUUAGAAAGGAUUUGGUCUGUGGGGGAGAGUUUUUUCAUGUAAGGUGUGUAGCUCAUAUAUUGAAUCUUAUAGUUCAAGAUGGGUUAGAUCUUAUAGAGAAAGCUUUGGAUAAAAUUAGGGAAAGUGUCAAGUUUGUUAGGAUUUCAGAGUCUCGAGAACAGAUGUUCCAAGGGUGUGUUGAAACUGUUGGGAUUCAUACUAAAGCUGGUCUUGUUAUGGACGUGAGAACACGUUGGAACUCAACCCAUCUAAUGUUGUCUAGAGCGAUCCAAUUUAAAGAUGUGCUGCGUAAUCUUUCUGAAGUAGAGCCGAGUUAUAAGUGGUUUCCGUCUGAAUUGGAGUGGUCUAGAGCAGAGCUUAUAUGCGAGUUCUUGAGGCUAUUUGAUGAAAUAACAAAAAUUGUUUCAGGCUCUAAAUAUCCUACUGCGAAUAUGUACUUUAUGCAAGUUUGGAAAAUUGAAAGUUGGCUUAGAGUUCAUGCAACAUCUGAGGAUGAGACCAUUUGUGAAAUGGUGGAUACCAUGAAGAUGAAGUUUGACAAAUAUUGGAAAGACUACAGUGAUAUACUUGCGAUUGCUGCUGUUUUGUAUCCAAGGUUGAAGUUGACUUGUUUAGAAUACUGCUUUAGCACUUUAGAUCCAUCAACUAGCAAGUCUAAGGUUGAUCACAUCCGCAAGAAGAUAGAAAAGCUGUAUGGAGUUUAUAAGAAGAAUACUGUGAACACUGCUGCAACUUCACAAGUUAUGGAGGAUAAUCUACCAUGGUGGCUUUUAUGCAUUUGUUUCUCAAAAAGCUGGAACAGGAAAAUCGGCUCUAGAUAUGUACUUGGAUGAACCAGCUUUGGAUAUGGUUGCGUUCCAGAGUUUGGAUGUCUUGAAGUAUUGGAAAGAUAAUGCAGCACGUUUUAAAGAGUUGUCUCGCAUGGCAUGUGAUGUACUUUGCAUAUGAUGUCUUGAUAGUUUUGUUAUGUUUUCAUUUGAUAGGUGGAACCGAGUUUCUUGAGGAAGAUGAAGAAGAAAAAGAAGAAGGAGAAGAAAGAGAAGAAGAAGGGGAGGAAGGAGAAGGUGUAAGAAAGAGGACCAGAGUUACUUAGAACUUUAGAAGAAUCCGAUGGAGGGAGAUCAGAUGGAGGGAAGAAAAAGCCUAGUCAUAUGUUUGUUUUCGUGAUUGCUUCAGGCUUCAGCUAUCGAGUAUUAGUGUAUUACUGUAUUAUGAAUUUAUGACUUUAUGAGUUUAUGAUUGUGAGUUUAUGAAUUUAUGAGUUUAUGAGAU